Tarenaya hassleriana is the source of this 2207-nucleotide messenger RNA. Its product is annotated as probable lipid-A-disaccharide synthase, mitochondrial. The record is from RefSeq and is a predicted model, not a curated record. The coding region runs from base 234 to 1622 and encodes 462 amino acids. Gene Ontology annotation, molecular function: lipid-A-disaccharide synthase activity; phospholipid binding. Gene Ontology annotation, biological process: lipid A biosynthetic process. The transcript has 9 exons. NCBI's taxonomy places the organism in Eukaryota, Viridiplantae, Streptophyta, Magnoliopsida, Brassicales, Cleomaceae.
GUAAUUUGUAGAAUAAUGAUAUCUAAUACAAAAAAGUAUUCAAAAAAUAUGUGGCAAGAAAAAAUAAAGAAGGAGAAAAUUCAGAGCUAUUUAGAAUGGGCUUAUUGGGCCUUCGUUGAGCCCACAGAAAAAACACCGCGGUCUCUUCCCCUGCGCCGGUGACGAGCUGUACUCGACGGUCAUGAAGACCUGAACCAAAAUCGGAGUUUUGGGGUUCUGUGGUUUCUCGAGAGAUGUUUCAGAUUGUGAAAAACAGGUUCAGUGCGUCUUUCUCAACACUGACAAAGAGAUACUUCUCGAUUCGUGGUAAAACGGUGAUCGAUGCGGCGUCGAAGGAUGGGGAGCUUAGGGUUUUCAUUGUCUCCGGCGAAGUCUCCGGCGACACCAUCGGCUCACGUCUCAUGGGCUCCCUCCGAAAACUCUCUCCUUUGCCCGUUCGUUUCCAUGGUGUUGGAGGGUCCUUGAUGUGCAAGCAAGGGUUGAAGUCAUUGUUUCCCAUGGAGGAUAUUGCAGUAAUGGGGAUAUGGGAGCUGUUACCGCAUCUGUUUAAGUUCCAUGUUAAGUUGAAGGAAACUAUAGAGGCAGUGACUAAAUUCAAGCCACAUGUUGUUGUGACUGUUGAUUCCAAGGGAUUCUCCUUCCGGCUUCUGAAGGAGAUACGAGCUAGAUACAAUCAGUGGGGCUUGGAGAAUUCCCCAAUACAUUUUCAUUACGUGGCACCGUCGUUCUGGGCAUGGAGAGGGGGUGAAUCAAGACUUGGAGGUCUAUCCCAGUUUGUUGAUCAUAUUUUCUGCAUUCUCCCAAACGAGGAAGCGGUUUGUAGGGCAAAUGGGCUGGAAGCUACCUUUGUCGGGCAUCCAAUACUUGAGGACGCAAUUGAGUUCAACUCCGCUGGGAAAUGCAUGCCUUACAAAUGGAAGAUCCAAGGCAAUCCUAAGGAGUUCUUUGGAAAAUACUCUCUACCUUCUGACUCCACGGUCAUUUCCGUGCUACCCGGGAGCAGAUUGCAGGAAGUUGAGAGAAUGCUUCCCAUAUUCGCAAAAGCAAUGGAACUACUUAAAGGCUCCUCCUUUCCUAAACUAGUUACUCUUAUCCAUGUCGCAUCAAAUAGCCACGUGGAGCGUUACAUCGGAGAAUUCCUCCGUGAUUGGCCUGUUCCAGUGAUCCUUGUUCCCGGUGGAUCCACCAAACUUAAAUACGAUGCCUUUAGCGUGAGUCAGGCUGCACUAUGUACUUCAGGGACUGUUGCUGUUGAGUUACAGCUCGCACGUUUGCCUUGCCUCGUGGCUUAUAGAGCUCAUUUCCUCACAGAAAUGUUCAUACGCUACAAAGCCAAGAUACCAUACAUCUCUCUCCCAAACAUUCUCCUGGGCUCACCCAUCAUCCCAGAAGCUCUCUUUCAGUCCUGCAACCCUUUGAAUCUCUCUGCAAUACUAGGGAAACUGAUUUCGGAUGAGGAGAUGAGAGAAGAUCAAGCUGCUGCUGCUGAAAAGUUUGCGAGUCUCUUGCACCCUUCACAAAGAGACAUUCACAACUUCCUCCCUCGAACUGGUUUGGGGUCUCAACAUUACACACCAAGCUUUUUAGCAGCUUCAACCAUACUUUGUUUUGCCAAACCUUGAUUAUCCUUUUUUCUUUUCAAUAAUUUUGAUGAAUUUUUAGUCUAUAGUUUUAGUUUAUGCAAAUAUUUUUGUGUUGGUUAAGAAAGAUUCUGCAUCCCUCUUCUUGAAAUUGUUGGAAAGUUGUGGUCUUAUUAGGGAGUUGAUUUAACGCCGGUUCAAAUACUUGGAACCCCAAUUUCUAUCACCAGGUCCAGUAUUCCGUACGAAACCGAAAUUGAGGUUUAUAUUGUUGAAAAAAUAAACAAGAAAAUUAAUCGAAUAUCCAAAAUUUGGGCAAUUGGCAACAUAUUGGCAUAUCGGUAGUUAUGGCUGAAAUCGAGGGUAUUUUCGUAAAACCCACAAUAUUUAAUAUCAUAAUACCGUAAUACAUUUUGUGAUCUGGGGUCAAUUUCAGCAGCCGCUGCCUACACGUAACGUUCAUCCGAUUCCGGGAAGGAGAGAGAGAUUUGGGAAUCUGUCGCUUCGAAGCUUGUCGCGACUUUCCCUAAAUCUGUAGAACAUCACGUUGAUCUCUCCACGACGAAGCUGUUUGUCCUGGUCGGAUUUCCGUUGGUCGACUGUGUUCUAUCCAUUUUCGUGAAUCAA